Cuscuta europaea is the source of this 1168-nucleotide messenger RNA. NCBI's taxonomy places the organism in Eukaryota, Viridiplantae, Streptophyta, Magnoliopsida, Solanales, Convolvulaceae. The record is from the annotation of a GenBank genome assembly.
AAAUAGAGUACUCCAUACCUCCUAGGGCGGUACUAUUCAUUAGUGAAGCAGAUGAUUAUACUACUAUACAUGAGAAUGUUCUAAAUCAUGUUAGAGGCGACGGAUUUUCCGAAAUUAAAUUAAUUUACGGAAAAUUGCCAAAAUAUAAGAAUUCUCUAUAUGUUGCUUCUAGACUAUGGCCCAUUCACGAUGAGCAGACAUGGCGUCAUUUUUUCCGGAUCGCUAAAAAUGAGUAUGAGGAGUUGCACAUUUACGUGGAAGCUUCAGCGACCCCGCCACAAACUUUGACGUUCCACGGAACUCCCAGAGAGGAAGGCCCAUCAUCCGUAUAUGGUCGGAGGAACAACCGCCAAACGUUUCAGAACUACGAAUCUCCUGUCACAAACUUGGGUGAAGAGUCGGACGACCCAGACUAUGAACAAGGUUUUAGUAGUGAUGUCGAUUCAUCCACGAGCGACGAUAGUGACGACGUAGUAGACACCACCUGGGCUAAUGUGGAGCUAGAAGAACCAUAUGUUCAAGCAUUAGAUUCUGAGCCUGAAAGGAUCGAAGUAGGCGCAGUUUACUGUUCAUAUGAUGCACUGAAAGAAGCGGUGGCGAGAGAAAACAUUCGUCAAUUUCGUCAAUUCAGAACGGUUGACAAAAGGCCACGGUCCUGGAAGGCGGUUUGCAUAGACCCGACCCUUUGCACUUGGCAUAUCCAAGCAGGAGAAGGUAUGACGUCAAAAAAGUGGAAAGUAAAAAAAUAUCAACCCCAUCACAGUUGUAGGGAGGAUCCUGUCAUGGCUCGGGAUGACAGGCUCCUAACGGCCAAAAUUAUAGCCAGUGAAAUCGCUCCAAAAGUGAAAGUCGACCCGGACUACAGCAUUAAACUGAUAAUGUCAGACAUAUAUGAAAAUUUUAAUAUCCGUGUUUCAUAUAAAAAAGCUUGGAAUGGACGCUUGAUCGCUCUGGAGCGUAAAUUCGGCAAUUGGGAGGCAUCAUAUAAUGAACUUCCUAUGUUGUUGGAAUCUAUACAGUUUUCAAAUCCGGGGACUGUUGUUCAUUUGCAAUCACAACAGGCCGGCACUCCUGAUACGUCUGAAUUCCGCCGAGUGUUCUGGUCAUUCAAGGCUUCUAUAGACGGUUUUAGAUUUUGCUUACCCGUAGUCUCGGUUGAUGGCACUCA